UAAAACAUCCGAUACAGACGCAUUAUUUCUUGCUGUUUUUCCAUUUCAUAUCAUCAACGGCCUCUAUAAUGUCCGGAUACACAGAAGAAUACAUCCAGCAAAAGCUGACCGAACGUCUGGAGGCAACGCAUGUGGAAGUGGUCGAUGAAUCGGAUGGUUGUGGUGGCAAGUUUCGUGUGGUAGUCGUUUCACCUCAGUUUCAAGGCAAAGCUUUAUUACAACGCCACAGACUCGUGAACGCUGCCCUGGAGGAAGAGCUGAAGACCAUACACGCAUUUUCACAGAAAACCUACACCCCGGAACAGUGGGCCGGUGAAGCUGGCAAAUAAAACUGUCCGCCCGCAGCGUGUUUUCUUUG
This is a messenger RNA of Anopheles coustani, 358 nucleotides long. RefSeq names its product bolA-like protein 2. Bases 69 to 329 code for a protein of 86 amino acids. Gene Ontology annotation, biological process: intracellular iron ion homeostasis. Gene Ontology annotation, molecular function: 2 iron, 2 sulfur cluster binding. Gene Ontology annotation, cellular component: nucleus; cytosol. The record is from RefSeq and is a predicted model, not a curated record. Lineage: Eukaryota; Metazoa; Arthropoda; Insecta; Diptera; Culicidae. The transcript has 3 exons.